This is a messenger RNA of Glycine soja, 2207 nucleotides long. RefSeq lists its product as uncharacterized. Gene Ontology annotation, cellular component: Golgi apparatus. Lineage: Eukaryota; Viridiplantae; Streptophyta; Magnoliopsida; Fabales; Fabaceae. The transcript has 2 exons. The coding region runs from base 253 to 1962 and encodes 569 amino acids. The record is from RefSeq and is a predicted model, not a curated record.
UUCUUCUUUCUCUCUUUUUUUCUUCUAAUAUUUAAUUAUCAAAAUUUGUUUUUAUAGAUGAUAUAAAAAUUCGUUUUUUGUGUUGACGACUUGCAUUAUUGCAUAUACAUAGGCAGCACAAAAUCCUUUUGUUGAGUCAGUGAGAGAAAGAGAGAGAGAGGGUGUCAGUGAUGCCCUUUUGCUUGAUCCCUCAUUUGUCAAGAUAAUAAGGAGAGGGUACAUAACUUGGUGGUGAUUUGAUACACAAGAAGAAUGUUGGGUCGGGCUGCAUUUUCCCGAACUGGGAGUUUCAGGCCUGAGAAUUUAGGUCAGAAUGCCAUGGCCAUGAUUGGGAACGUUUGCUUCUCAUUUUUUGUUUUUGGGGUUUUGGUUUUCACCAUUAUGGCUGCCACUUAUGAACCUGAGGAUCCCUUGUUUCACCCUUCAACCAAGAUCACCACAUUCCUCACUUCCAAAUCCAAUGCCACUUUCAAGUCUGAUAACAGUGUUGUGAGAACAGGGGAGGAUUUCAUGGCUGCUAAUGAAACUGUGUUUGGGUCCAUUAUCAACUCAACUGAUGUUGAUAUCUUUGCUAGUGCCGAAAUUACUGAUGCCGGCGAUGCGGCCGCUGCUUCUGAUUGUGAUGUUAGUGGCCCUAUUGAUUGUAGGGACCCUGAGGUGUUUCAUUUGAUGAUGAGGGCAACAAUUGAAAAGUUUCAGGACAUCCAUUUUUACCGAUUUGGGAAGCCGGUUCGUGGUUCCAAUGAAAGCACUUGUGAUAUGGCGUGGCGGUUUAGGCCGAAGGAAGGGAAGGCUGCUGCGUUUUAUAAGGAUUAUAGGAGAUUUGUGAUUGAUAGGUCUGCGAAUUGUUCACUUAGUGUUGUUAGCAUUGGGGAGUACCAUACUGGUGUCAAUGCAAGGAAGAGGAAGAAGCAUCAGAAAGCUGGGUUAGAGAAGACGCCACUGGAUAUGUACCAGGCGAACACGUUACCUGUUGUUGGAGAGAUUGUUAAUGACAGCCUCCCUGUGGUUGAGUCUGAAAGUUCGUUUAGUCAUGGUAAAUACUUGCUUUAUGAGGGUGGUGGAGACAGGUGCAAGAGCAUGAAUCAUUACUUGUGGAGUUUCUUGUGUGCUCUUGGGGAAGCUCAGUACCUGAACCGAACAUUGAUUAUGGAUUUGAGCAUAUGUCUGUCUUCGAUUUACACAUCAUCGAAGCAGGAUGAGGAGGGAAAAGAUUUCAGGUUCUACUUUGAUUUUGAGCAUUUAAAGGAGGCAGCGUCUGUAUUGGACAAGGAGCAGUUUUGGGCAGAUUGGAACCAAUGGCAACAAAAAGAUGGGAUGAGUCUUCAUCUUGUGGAGGAUUUCAGGGUCACGCCCAUGAAGCUUAUGGAUGUGAAGGAUGCCUUGAUCAUGAGGAAGUUUGGAUCUGUCGAGCCGGAUAACUACUGGUAUAGAGUCUGUGAAGGAGAGACAGAAUCUGUUGUGCAAAGGCCGUGGCAUUUGUUAUGGAAAUCAAGGCGGUUGAUGGAUAUAGUGUCUGCAAUAUCUUCAAAGUUGAACUGGGACUAUGAUUCUGUUCAUGUUGUGAGGGGGGAAAAGGCAAGGAACAAGGAGCUUUGGCCAAAUCUUGAUGCACACACCUCCCCUGAUGCGCUUCUCUCAACCUUGCGCGACAAGAUUGACGAAGGAAGGAACCUCUACAUUGCAACAAAUGAACCUGAUACAUCUUUCUUUGACCCUCUGAAAGAUAAGUAUACCACUCAUUUUCUUGAUGAGUACACGGAGCUUUGGGAUGAAAAUAGUGAAUGGUACUCUGAGACAACAAAACUCAAUAAUGGCAUUCCAGUUGAAUUCGAUGGUUACAUGAGAGUGUCCAUUGAUACAGAAGUGUUCUUUAGAGGUAAAAAGCAGCUUGAAACUUUCAAUGAUUUGACCAGUGAUUGCAAGGAUGGUAUUAAUACCUGUAAUGUUGCAGCAAACUAAUGUGAGAUUUGGAACUGCAAUGCUUGAUAUAUUGAAAUAUACUCUCAUAGUCUCAUGUACUUUUAGCUGUUAUAUGUGUUGCAUUUGAGAAUUUGUAUCCUUUAGCCUUAGCAGUGAGGAGUAAAAUUGUUAUACUUUUGUAUUGUAAGAGUAGUGACUACUUGGAAGUUUUGAUGUUCUUAAUUUAAAUUUGGUUCGUUCAUAAAUCCCUUAUGUCUAAGUAUUAGCCUUGUGGAUGACUGAAA